AUGGCCGAUAUCUCGAAGUCUGGUAACAAAGCUCUCAUUAUGACAUUCUCCCACGGAGACUAUGACUCCGUUAGUGGCUUGUGCAUUGGUAUCAUCGUAACGAGCACGUUCGAAGAUGACCGGCUUUUGAAGCUAUCUCAAAUGGCGUCUAUUUUCUUGAAGUACCCCGAUGUCAAAACUACCAUCUACAUGACUUCAUACUAUUCCGGCCACUGGGUCGAGACGACGGAGUUUCAAGGCAGAGAUCUGAAGCCGGUGGUUCUCACAGCUGUGGAAAGGAAGACUCGCUCGGCUCCGCCUGGUCUCACAUUUCUGCUAAAAUUCCUUUGCCAGACGAAGAUGCCUCCGGAGACAUCCGCGAUGGCUAUGGAUUCUCGCCUGUGUUUACAGACUCAAAGUCACAAGAGAAGUUUUAGAAAAGAACUAGGUAUCGUCUAUAUCACUACAAGGAAAAUCACAAUAUGCUUCCGACCUCUGACCCCCCACAGAAGGGAGAUAGUUAAAGGUUUGGAGCAGGAUUCGUGGACGCAAGAUGAUCCUGAAAUACUGAUGGGUUUCAACAAAGAUUUCAGAGACCACGGGAGACUACAGGAGAACAAGGCGAGGUCUGCUCUCUUCCCCGAAUACCAAAUUAUGGAGCACCCGACUCUUAUGCAUUCUAUCCAUGAGUUCUAUAAUGGUACUUUGGACGACGAGAAGAAGUUACACCCGCAUCGCCUCCUCAUAUCAAGGCUUCGGAUAAACAAGCAAGCAAUCCAGUAUGCGAGGACCUUGGGACUAUAUCGGCACCCAGGCAUUGAACAGUGGACCAUGGCGCAAACUUCUAAAAAGUACGAUACUGCCACUUUUAAGGACUUCUUUGAUAGGGUAGCCGAGUCUCGACUCUCCCAUGUCGUGGCUGAUCCCAACGGCAAGAAAUCGCCAUAA
Molecule: messenger RNA, 927 nt
Organism: Aspergillus ruber CBS 135680
Lineage: Eukaryota; Fungi; Ascomycota; Eurotiomycetes; Eurotiales; Aspergillaceae
Exons: 3
Coding region: 1-927 (308 amino acids)
Source: RefSeq, a predicted model, not a curated record